Molecule: messenger RNA, 2170 nt
Organism: Stomoxys calcitrans (stable fly)
Lineage: Eukaryota; Metazoa; Arthropoda; Insecta; Diptera; Muscidae
Product: sodium-dependent nutrient amino acid transporter 1
Exons: 7
Coding region: 42-1934 (630 amino acids)
Biological process (GO): sodium ion transmembrane transport
Cellular component (GO): membrane
Molecular function (GO): L-amino acid transmembrane transporter activity
Source: RefSeq, a predicted model, not a curated record
GUAUCCACUUCAGCUUUACCUUUUCAAUACAAUAGACUACAAUGCAUUCUGCCUAUGAUAAGCUAAGGCAAAAUCAAAUCAAUAUACUGCAGGUGGAGCAAGGAGAUGCCGCCAAACAGAGUAUAUUGUACACCAAGGAUAGUAUUUCCACUUCCGAGUUGGGUAGCAGUGAUACAAGUUCAACAAUCCGUGAUAAAUGGGGCAAUGAGAUAGAGUUUUUGUUCUCUUGCAUUGCCUUGUCCGUGGGUCUGGGCAAUGUUUGGCGAUUUCCCUUCAUAGCUUUGGCCAAUGGCGGGGGUGCGUUUGUGAUACCCUAUGUCAUAGUGUUGUUGCUAAUAGGUCGACCGGUUUAUUAUUUGGAAGUGAUUGUCGGUCAAUUCUCUAGUCGAGGGUGUGUGCAGGCAUUUGGUAUGGUGCCGUUAAUGAAGGGCAUUGCAUAUGGUCAAGUCUAUUCUACUGCUGUGGCCACCACCUAUUAUGCCAGUAUCAUGGCUUUGACCAUUAAAUAUUUGUUGGCUUCCUUUGCCGAUAUCUUACCCUGGACCUAUUGCCGUCCUGAAUGGGGUGCUACAUGUUUGGCCACCUCUGAUUCGUUGCAGGAAAUUAAUUCGACCAUCCCCACCAAGCGUGUGUCUUCCGCAGAGCUAUUUUUCACCAAAUCUGUUUUGCGUGAGACUGAAAAUUUGGAUCAUGGCUUGGGUAUGCCCAGUUGGGAUUUGGUGCUUUGCCUAUUGGCUGCCUGGAUCUUAAUAGCCAUUAUACUCAUCAAAGGCAUACGCAGUUCGGGCAAAGCUUCCUACUUCCUGGCAUUGUUUCCCUAUGUGGUCAUGCUAAUACUAUUGUGGCGGGCCCUCACUCUUCCCGGAGCUCUGGAUGGGAUUGUAUAUUUCCUAAAGCCUCAAUGGGAUCAAUUGCUAAAUCCACAAGUUUGGUAUAAUGCCAUAACUCAAAUGUUCUUUUCUUUGGCCAUAUGCUUUGGUACGCUGGUCAUGUAUGCUUCCUUUAAUAAUUUUCGCAAAAAUGUUUACAGGGAUGUCAUCAUUAUAACCAGUGUGGAUUCGGUUACUUCAAUACUAGCUGGUUGCAUUAUCUUUGGUAUUCUUGGCAAUUUAGCCUAUGAAACCAAUAGCCCCGAUAUCUCCAGCGUUGUCAAGGGUGGUGCGGGCUUGGCUUUUAUUUCGUAUCCAGAGGCCAUAGCCAAAUUUAAAUUUUUACCUCAAGUCUUUGCGGUGCUCUUCUUUUUAAUGCUUUUGGUAUUGGGCAUGGGCAGCAAUGUGGGCAUGGCUUCUUGUGUAAUAACUGUCAUCAAGGAUCGUUUUAACCAUUUGCCACAUUGGCUGUUGGCCACCGCCAUGGCUGUGAUGGGUUUCAUGUGUGGAAUUAUCUAUAUGACACCAGGAGGACAAUUUGUUUUGAAUUUGGUGGAUUUCUUUGGGUGUUCUUUCAUUGCUCUGUUCUUGGCAAUAGCAGAGUUAAUAGCGGUAUCAUGGAUGUAUGGAGUCAAACGUCUAUGCCAGGAUAUUGAAUUUAUGCUAGGCGUCAAAACUGGCCUCUAUUGGCGUAUAUGCUGGGUCCUUAUAACUCCUGGCCUUAUGUUUGCAGUUUUGCUUUAUACCCUUAUUACAUUGGAACCUUUAACCUAUAAUGGUGUAGCUUAUCCCCUCAAUGUUUAUGGAGUUGCUUGGCUAUUAUGGGCCAUUGGAGUUGCCCAACUGCCACUGUGGGCAUUAUACACCGUCUACUCGAUGAAGGGGGAAACCCUAAAGGAGAAAUUCAUUAACUCCUUGAGACCUUGUCAGAAUUGGGGUCCUUCAGAUCCCAAACUUUUGGUGGAAUAUUUACUUUUCAGACAACAACUGCAAGCCACACAGAGUCACAAUGAAUUGGAUCAUAGAACGCUGUGGACAAAAUUCUAUGAGAAUAUAGUCGGUUGAGAAUAGAGUAUUUGGAGAAUUAAGAGAUUUUUAAUAUUGUAGUUAAAUUUAAGAUAUAGACAAUAUUGUGAAAACAUUCAUAAAAUAGUUUUUGCAAAAUAGUGGCAACAUCUUUAAUUUUAAGUAAUAAAAUAUAAGCUAGAAUUAAUAUAAGAUAAUUUUUUGAAAAAAAAUUGUUGUCCCUUGGGGGGACACCAUGUUGUGUCUCCAAAAGAUAAAAAUACAAGUUUUUCAUU